AUGCCGCAAAAUGGAUGGAAAGUCUUGUCGUUAGCAACCCUGGCAAUUUGUUGCAGCCGAAAGGUCAGAGACCGGAUUGAUAGUGACUGGUUUGUGGACGAAGAGGAUUCAGAGCUCUCAGAGAAGCAAGCAGACGCGGAGCAAGAUGACACCUGGCUACAAGCUGAGGAUGUUGAAGAGGUCGGAGAUUUCAGUGAUGCGACGAUUUCCGUGCACUUUGAGGAGGAUCAGUCCAUGCAGUCCAUCGUCAUCGAAGACUUUUCGGGAACGCUUUUGCGUGCUUGGGGGGCUUCUGCUUCGGUGAGAUGCUUUGGAUGCGGCCGGGCCUCGUUCGCUUGGAACCAUCCGCACCAUGGCCAGACCGGCGCGUCUUUGUGGCCGACGACGAGAUGA
Messenger RNA from Symbiodinium natans, 393 nucleotides. The record is from the annotation of a GenBank genome assembly. NCBI's taxonomy places the organism in Eukaryota, Dinophyceae, Suessiales, Symbiodiniaceae.